GUGGUUGGUGGCUUUUGCGCUAACUGAGGAGUUUACGCCGGGCGGGCACGUGCGCCCAGCGGAACUGAGGGGUCGAACGCCGGGAUGGAGAAGUGCCGUUAGCUCGGGGUGAGCCUGGCCACGCCCACAGAAGGUGUCUCCCUGCUGCCCUGGGAGGGUCCUCCCGCUGGGGCCGUCCCGAGCCCGCUAUUGCAGGCGCGCGCAUCAGCACGGCCUCGCCCGCAAAGAGGAAUGGAAUUUUCUUGGCCCAAAGGAGAAUGAAAAGUGGUUUUAUGAGACCAAAAGAAGUACUAAGGAUUUUGGAGAGAUCACAUUGUAACAAUAAAGAGUUGCUGGCAACUGAAGAUUCGUUUCAUGUUUCUUAAAUCUUGGUUGUCGUUGGAAAUUUAAUUGUGCCCCUAAUUCAGCAUGGAAUCUGGCACUUCCCCCAAGAGCAACGUAAUAAAUUGGGGAAUUCAGUUCUAGGACAGCAAGUUCAUAAUGUUCUAUUCUAGCCUCAAUUUAGUGCAAUUAAUGUUCUAAUUGUUUUUUGAAGCAUAACAUACAUGCAUUCAACUACUUCAAAGAAUGGAAGAAGAAAAAACUGUUUAUACUGUGCCUGUCACAUCUGAAUGUCUGGAUGUAGAGACCCUUAGCAAUGUCAGUGGCGAGAGAGGUGAAGGUGAUGCACAGAUGUUUUGGAGGCAAAUGGAAGAUGAAAGAGUGGACUUCAUAUUUGAGCGAGUGCAAAACGUAUUGCUGUCUCUGAAACAAAAGAUCAAGGAUGGAACUGCAACAAAUGAAGAAUGCUUCCAAGCUUUGAUACUGGUGGAUAGAGCUGAUGGAAGCAAUCUCUUAGCAUUGACAAAUGUAAACGAUGUGACUUCUGAAGAUGGGAUGCAGAAAAGCAAACCUAGGUUACAGCCUUCUAUAUCAAAUGAAAAUACAACAGGUUCUCCUUUAAUGGAGGCAAAAGAAAAAUCACACUUGGGGAAUGAAGACGUAUGUAGUGAAACAAGGGAGUUACCUUUAAAGCUAUGUUACCAGAAUCAUGACUGCUCUAAUGUAUGUCUUGCCAACAGACCACUGAACUCAUACAAGGGGGAAAACCCUCUUAAAAUACCAAUCCUGUGUCAUUUCCAGAGACGACAUGCAAAAGCAGACUCACUUUCAAAGUCACUUGAUGUGAAUUAUAAGGCCCCCUGUGGGAGGAGUCUGAGAAACUUUCAAGAUGUGCAGAGUUACCUGUUUGAAACAGAGUGCAACUUCUUAUUUGUCGAUCACUUUUCUUUCAACACAUACGUACAGCUGGGCAGAAACACUCUGAACCGAGAAGCACUUGUAUUUGAUUUUGAUAUCAGCAAUGGAGCUGAGUCUGUGCCCAUUUCCUUCUGUAAUGAAGUUGACAGUGCAAGAUUACCUUAUUUUAAAUAUAGGAAGGCCUCGUGGCCACGUGGGUACUAUCUGAACAACUUCUCCAGCAUGUUUCUUGACUCAUGUGACUGUACAGAUGGCUGCACAGAUAGGUCAAAAUGUGCAUGCCUACAGCUGACUGCAAAAGGCUGCAGUGAAAAUUCUGCCUCACCAAGUAACAGAGCAUCUUGUGGUUACAGGUAUAAAAGACUGGAUGGACCUGUCCCCAGUGGAAUUUACGAAUGCAACUUAUCGUGCAAGUGUGACAGAAUGAGGUGUCAGAACAGAGUAGCACAGCAUGGCAUCCAAGUUCGGUUGCAGGUGUUCAACACAGACCGGAAGGGCUGGGGCGUCCGCUGUCUAGACGAUAUUGACAAAGGAACCUUUGUUUGCACUUAUUCAGGCAGGUUAAUGAGCAGAGCCAAGCCUCAGGAAACGAGAGAUGUCAAUUGUGAGGCUGAAAAGAAGGAUGCUGUGAAUGACACAAGUCCCAGCUCACUUUCAGUAAAGAGAAAACUGGACACUGCUUGUUCAGAUUCUGAGAUAGAACUUGUCCAGACAGGUAAAGACAGCAUUAGCAGGAGCAGUGAAACUUCAUCUCAGCCUGCGGAGGAUGAAUAUAAACCAGUUGUGGUUCAGAACUAUGGAUAUAAUCCAAGGAAUCUGAGAAGCCCAGCCAUUAGGCCUAAAACCAGAACUGCUAUUCUUCAGACUCGUCGGCUAAAACUGGGAGUUGCUACACUGGUGCACGAUGCCAGCUCAGAUGAAGAUGAUAGUUCUCAGCCCCAGCAGUCAACCAAAACAAAACUAACCACUGGAACCAAGAAAGGAAAGGAAAAACCCAACCUGCAGCAAAAGCUAGGAGAACAUGAGGAGGCCAUGCAGUCUGAGCCAAGCACCACAGAUACUGCAAAAUCUAAAGAAAAAAGGCCAUCCCCAGAAGAUGCUAGAGGUGGUAAAUCAGCCAGGCUAGAUGAUGCACAUGUUAUGAAACAGUCCAUGGGCCUACUCCAAAGAGAUGACUUCAAAGAGGAAAAAAAUAGGAGGUCCAAACAAGAUCCUCUUUGUAAUGAGGAGGCAGAAGGUGAUGAGACACCUCUGAAGAAUUCUAAUAAAGACAAUAUUUAUUUAUUGGAUGCCACAAAAGAAGGAAAUGUGGGCCGAUUUGUUAAUAUGUAUACACUUACAAAGAACAGAGGCCCUACUUACAGAUUGGGGGACUCUAUCCAGGGAAACAGCGCCUCUGAAAAAGAAUUGGAGGUUGUGGUGGAUAAUCAGCUGAACAUGAAUGGCCUUAAAAAAUUAUUGCAGCUGCCAGAUAAGAAAAAUGAGAUAAUGUGUCUCUCUCCAGGUGACUUCCAGAUAAUGGAGAAGAUGGUGAAAAGGAAGUGUGCAUUUUGUCCAGCAGAUGAAGAGUGUGCUAUAAUGUACAUUGCAGAAAAGCAAAAUCUUGCAGUUCAUCAGGAUUGUUUGUUAUAUUCCUCGGGAUUUGUAGAAUCCGAAGAGCAUAACCCAGAGAAUCAGGAUACAAGGUUUGAUGUGGCCUCAGUUCAGAGUGAAAUCAGGAGAGGAAAGCGGCUGAUGUGCAACUUCUGUCGCAAGAAAGGAGCCACUGUGGGAUGUGAGAUAAAAACCUGCCGGAGGAGUUAUCACUACUUUUGUGCACUGUGUGAUGAUGCAGCGUUAGAAACUGAUGGAGGGCAAGGAAUUUACCGAGUGUUCUGUCCAAAACAUGACCCAGGCAAAAGGAGCAAUCAUUAUGAUGCAGACAAUAAGAGGAACAGGCAUGGAAUGAAAUCUUCCACCUUCAUGGAAAAAAGGAGCACAGAAGAGACAGCAGCAGAAAAUAGUUUACGACUUUUAAGGAAAAAACAUAACAAACACAAAGCAAGAAUAGACUUUCUUAGGAAGUGCAAGCAGGCUGGACUUCUGGAUGGCAUAUUUAAAGAAAUGCUAGACACACUUCACCUUGCAAAGGAAAAACUGAUGGAUGACAACACUUCAGAAACAGAAUACGAGGAAACAGUAAUAUCACUUUUUGACUGUAGCCUGUUUGAAAAUAUACUUACAAAUGUUCAUUCAGGAACAGAGGAAAAACUUCAGGAGCUUCUGGAAACCCGGAAAAGACUGGAUACUCAGAUUGAGCUACUGCAAGAUUUAAAAGAAGUAAUUCCUUUCCAGGAAAAUAUAGCUAGUGCAUCUAGUUCAGUGUCUGAAUAACCAAUACUUCUCUUGAUAUCAACUUCCAUAUUAAAGAUUUUCUACUGACAGAAACGGCAUCUGGUCAGUGUAUAAAAGUGACUUUCAGAGAUAGGGGUGCACAGAAAAACAAUUGGGUGUUUUACUCAUAUUUUAUACCUCACUUUUGCAAUAACUUUAUUUGUCCUUUUCCUUUUUAAUUUUUACUGUGUCUCAAGGAGUGAUAAACACUUAAAUUUAAAUACCUUCCGUACAAGCUUUUUUUAAAUACUCCACAAGCCACUUUUUAAAAUCACUUCAGUUGCGGCAGCCCCCUAUCAUGUGAUGUCUGUGAUUCAAUGUCUGCUCAUCAUAGCAGACAAAAUCAUUAUUAAAAAUUGUUAAGGCUUUCCAAAGAGGAAUUUAACAAGACUUGCACUUGAAGAAGCAGAAGGUUUUUUUUUAAAUGAAAUUUUCUCAAUUUACGGUGUGUUAAUGUUUAAGUAGUUCUGUUUUAACUGCAAUGGUGAGAGGUGGUGUCCAUUAGUUGCUUGCAAACACCUGAGGCUGGCUGGUGCUCAUCCUCUGAAAAAUCAUUCUAUGUAAAAUAGUUAGGGAGUCAAAUACUGCAGUAAGAACAUUUAUGGCUUCCAUGUGUUAUUUUGUCUUAUUAUAUUAAAAUUGUUUGAAUACAGAAAAGCAGUACAUUUAGUUA
Molecule: messenger RNA, 4285 nt
Organism: Emys orbicularis (European pond turtle)
Lineage: Eukaryota; Metazoa; Chordata; Testudines; Emydidae
Product: histone-lysine N-methyltransferase SETDB2-like
Exons: 24
Coding region: 568-3612 (1014 amino acids)
Biological process (GO): heterochromatin organization; negative regulation of gene expression
Cellular component (GO): nucleus
Molecular function (GO): histone H3K9 methyltransferase activity; zinc ion binding; protein binding
Source: RefSeq, a predicted model, not a curated record